AUGAUUCAUCUUCCCCAUGGCAAGAUGAGUAGCGAGAGUGACAAUUUGGAUAAAAAUGAUGAGUAUUUUCAUAACUUAUUAGAUGAUGAGCUAGUAGAGUAUAAUUAUGAAGAGGAUGAAAAUGUUAUGGAGGAGGAUCUUAAUGUAGAGGAGUUUGGAAAGCUUUUAUAUGUCAAUGGGUUAAUUAUAUUAAACAGGAAGGUACAAUAUACAGAUGGAUAUAGAUUUCAAAAGUAUUGCAGAAAGGAAUUUAGUGAUAUUAAGAGCCGACGUUUAUAUUUAGUGCCGCUCCAUUCCAAGGAUGAUGUUCAAUUGACCAAGUCAAGUGAAAGGGGAGUCCGAGUAUAUGGAGCAAGUUUCAGAUUUGAUAGGGGCAGAACUGGUCUAGUAGUGAACAAGUUUGAGGAGAAUGAGAUUUACGAUAUGAAUAUAAGCCAAGACCCCAGUACAAAGAGAGACAACUCUGUAUUAAAAAAGCAGUAUGUAGAACAUGAAUAUUGUGAAGAGGACAAAGCGUUAUUGCAAGCCGGAAUACCACGAGAGAUCAAAAUAGAAGGGAUGGAGAUGUUUCGGACUUUUUAUGAGUAUGCACUGGCACAUCCCAAUUCGAGUCGAGUGUUUACGCCAUAUACUGGGCCCCACUCUAUUUCGAGGAGGUACAUCUGUAAGUUUGAUGAGACCACGAUUAGAGGAGAAGGGACCAACUUUGCGAGACUAUACUGGAUAUUAUGUUUAGCGCCAUGUUUGAAGUAUGUACAGUUGGAUAAGGAUAAGGAGGAGAAGUUGAAGAAGUUGACCGAAAAGGGUAGUGACAAAGUCACGAUUGUCAGGGAUAUUUUGAUUGACUUUUUAAAGAGGGAUUUGUGGUUG
Lodderomyces oxycetoniae is the source of this 870-nucleotide messenger RNA. RefSeq lists its product as uncharacterized. The record is from RefSeq and is a predicted model, not a curated record. The transcript has 2 exons. The annotation marks the transcript as partial. Lineage: Eukaryota; Fungi; Ascomycota; Pichiomycetes; Serinales; Debaryomycetaceae.